Molecule: messenger RNA, 1173 nt
Organism: Melanotaenia boesemani (Boeseman's rainbowfish)
Lineage: Eukaryota; Metazoa; Chordata; Actinopteri; Atheriniformes; Melanotaeniidae
Gene: c1ql3a
Product: complement component 1, q subcomponent-like 3a
Exons: 2
Coding region: 321-1091 (256 amino acids)
Molecular function (GO): protein binding
Source: RefSeq, a predicted model, not a curated record
GGACCGUCUUAGUGGUCCUGAUCUGUCUAGAGGGUUGUUCAUCUAAGAGGACGCGGACAGGACCGGAUAUGCCGACAUGAGACCGAGCAGCUGAACUUUGUCCCGGACCGAAGACGCAGCGCUUCAGGAGACGUGUGUGGAGGAAAGCGCCAAAGGAAGGGGGUCUUUAAACAAGUCACUAGAACCUCUCUUUUCUUCUUAGAACGGCUUCCUCUCCAGCCAGCAAGAUUUCUCCCAAAAGCAGGCAGCAGGACCGACCUGCGCUGUCGCGGCUGGUCGGCAGGAAGCGGCUGGUGGCGGCGGGAGUCCUGGGGGUCGUUAUGGUUCUGGUUUUGGUCAUCCUGAUUCCGAUUUUGGUCAACUCAGCGGGAACAGCUGCGCACUACGAGAUGCUCGGUACUUGUAGGAUGGUGUGCGACCCGUACGGAACCAGGUCUCCGACCAGCACCGCCACGGCGGACGCGCCUCCUGAUAGCGGCUUGGUUCAGUCCUUACCCACCUUCAUCCAGGGUCCGAAAGGAGAACCGGGACGUCCGGGAAAGGCGGGUCCAAGAGGAGCUCCAGGUGAGCCGGGACCACCCGGUCCUGCUGGGCCACCUGGAGAUAAAGGUGAACCGGGUAGACCUGGUUUACCGGGACCUCCGGGACCGAGCGCGGCCGCGGGAGCGAUCAGCGCGGCCACGUACAGCACCGUGCCGAAGAUCGCCUUUUACGCAGGGCUGAAAAAGCAGCACGAGGGCUACGAAGUGCUGAAAUUUGACGACGUGGUGACCAACCUGGGGAACCACUACGACCCCACCACGGGAAAGUUCACGUGCUCCAUCCCCGGGAUUUACUUCUUCACCUAUCACGUCCUGAUGCGCGGAGGAGACGGGACCAGCAUGUGGGCAGACCUCUGCAAGAACAACCAGGUGCGGGCCAGUGCCAUUGCCCAAGAUGCAGACCAGAACUAUGACUAUGCCAGUAACAGCGCCGUGCUGCAUCUGGAACCAGGAGAUGAGGUCUACAUUAAGCUAGAUGGUGGCAAAGCUCAUGGAGGAAACAACAACAAGUACAGCACCUUCUCUGGAUUCAUCAUCUACGCUGAUUAAACCGUCCACCACCCGGUUUCCGGCCAUCUGAUUCAGUCCCUUCAAGGAGAGUCUCUUAGACAUGUCUGGACUAACUCAUAAA